GUACUUGCCUGUAGAAAUUUCGAGCAUGUCGAGGAUUCCGUCGAAAGACUAAUGGCAUCAUGGCGACCGGCAAAGGAAUAGUUUUAAUUUUUCGACCUCGCAAUAUCAGAUUUAUAAGUAACAGAAAUUUUAAUAAAUUACAAUCUGAUUAUCUGUCAAAUAAUAAUGAGUGCCAGCGUUUAUUUUCCACGACUGGUCUUGGUGUCGACACGUGGGCUAAAAGUUACCAGAGUAAAUCUGAACAAUUCACGUCAUUGCGACGUAGUUUCCAUGUGUCAAAAAAUUUACAAGCUACGAGAACAAAUUACUAUGAAGUACUUGGAGUAUCAAGAAAUAGUUCGGCAAAAGAUAUCAAGAAGGCUUACUAUGAAUUAGCUAAAAAAUAUCACCCGGACACGAAUAAAAGUGACCCGGACGCGAGCAAAAAAUUCCAGUUGGUUUCUGAAGCCUAUGAAGUCCUGAGCGACGACACUAAAAGAAAGGAGUAUGACACCUGGGGAUCAACGUCCGAGCAAAUGGGAAUGGGUAAUUCUGGGUUCAAUCCUGGUGCCGGUGCUGGUGGUGCUGGUGGCCAAGGAUACGCUAAUCACAACUGGAACUUCCAGUCGACGAUAAAUCCCGAAGAAUUGUUCAGAAAAAUUUUCGGUGAGGCUGGAUUUAAGUCGACUAAUUUUUCCGACUUUGAAGAUUACGCGGACUCCAAGUACGGGUUCGGUACCGCACAAGAGGUAAUAAUGAAUUUAACAUUCGCACAAGCGGCACGAGGUGUCAAUAAGGAAAUUAAUAUCAAUGUCGUGGAUGUAUGUAACAAGUGCGAAGGAUCUAGAUGUGAGCUAGGAACGAAAGCUGUAAAAUGUCAACAGUGUAAUGGAACAGGGAUGGAAACUAUCAGCACUGGGCCAUUCGUAAUGAGAUCAACAUGUCGAUAUUGUCAUGGUACCCGAGUAUACAUUAAAUAUCCUUGCAUGGAAUGUGAAGGCAAAGGUCAAAAUGUACAACGAAAAAAAGUUAUAGUUCCUGUACCAGCUGGUGUUGAAGAUGGACAAACAAUACGGAUGGCAGUUGGCACGAAAGAAAUUUUCAUUACAUUCCGCGUAGAAAAAUCACGUUACUUUAGACGUGAUGGAGCUGACGUACACACCGACGCGGAAAUAUCACUCGCACAAGCAGCACUUGGUGGUACAAUAAGAAUUCAAGGUGUUUAUGAAGACCACACCGUUCAAAUUCGUCCAGGAACGUCAUCUCACACCAAAGUACGACUUAGUGGUAAAGGAAUGAGAAAAGUCAAUGGGGUUGGUUAUGGCGAUCACUAUGUAAACAUAAAAAUAACUGUCCCGACGUCGCUGACGGAAAAACAAAGAGCGCUGCUGAUGGCUUACGCCGAAUUAGAAUCCAACACACCUGGUACGAUCUUCAACGUCACUUCCAAAAAAGAUGGAACAAAACAGUGCUACGAUGGACCUCUGCAUCUACUAGAGCUGAUAAGAAAAGCUCUGAAUGAAUCACAGUCACAAUCGCCACUGACUGAAACCAAAAACAAUUCAAAAACCGCCGAGAAAUCUAAAGCCGGCAAUUCAAAACCUGAGGACAGCGCCAACGAUCGGCAGAUGAAGAUGAAGCAGAAGAUGCCUUGAUUCGUAUAAUAAGUAGAACAAAGAUCACUGGGACUGUAUUAUAAAAAUAAUUGACUUAUUCUCUACAAAAUCAUUUUAUGAAAUAUUUUCUCUAGUAAUAUUUUUCUUUUUUAAUAUCAAACAAUAAAUUUAUGUAUCAUAAGUCAUAAGCAAAGUAGUAAAAUGUCAAAGGUUACAUAUUUAAGAUGUACGUAAAAUAAAGCCUUGUAUGUUACUUGUUA
This is a messenger RNA of Microplitis demolitor, 1855 nucleotides long. RefSeq names its product protein tumorous imaginal discs, mitochondrial. NCBI's taxonomy places the organism in Eukaryota, Metazoa, Arthropoda, Insecta, Hymenoptera, Braconidae. The record is from RefSeq and is a predicted model, not a curated record. Gene Ontology annotation, molecular function: heat shock protein binding; ATP binding. Gene Ontology annotation, cellular component: mitochondrion. The transcript has 5 exons. Gene Ontology annotation, biological process: negative regulation of apoptotic process; protein folding; response to heat. The coding region runs from base 60 to 1634 and encodes 524 amino acids.